AGCUGGGCAAUUUCCCGCCAAAUCGAUCCUACCAAACCCUUGUCUGGUCGUCCCUCUCCCAGCAAACCCCAACUCCCCAUCUCUCUCUCUCUCUCUGUCUCCAUGGCAUCAGACUCUUCCCCAGCCAAUUUCAAUGGCGGUCCUUCUUCUCCCGACGACUCCUACUCGAGUCCGAUUGGCAACACAUUCUCGUCCCCCGGCGACGCCCACCGCCGCAAGAGAGGCCGACGACCCUCCGCAUCCUCCGCUUACGCAACCCCGCCUCCUCGAUUCGCUCCCGAUGUCACUCCAACACCACCCAGCACCCAGAGAAGGCGCGGAAGAAGAGCCCCCUCCGCCACUCCCGUCGCUGCCACUCCUUCAACCGACGACGCCCCGCCAUCGUCGGAAGGCGGCGAAGGGGAUGACGCCGACGAGGCCUCCCCGGUGUUCGUAUGGGGGACUAACAUUAGCGUUCAGGACGUCAAUGCCGCGAUUCUUCGGUUUCUGAGGCAUUUUCGGGAACACCCUUCGCACAUUGAGGGAAAGUACAUGAGGGCUAUAAACCGUGCUAUUGAACUCGAGGGAGAUUCACUCGAUGUCGACGCCCACGACGUGUAUGAUUACGAUACGGAUCUGUACACGAAGAUGGUUAGGUACCCGCUUGAGGUUCUUGUGAUUUUUGAUAUUGUUUUGAUAGAUAUGGUGAGUCGAAUCAACCCAUUGUUUGAGAAGCACAUCCAACCUCGGAUUUUCAAUCUCAAAACGUCUACGUCUAUGAGAAAUCUCAACCCAUCUGACAUCGAGAAGAUGGUAUCUUUGAAGGGAAUGAUUAUCCGGUGUAGUUCCAUUAUACCUGAAAUUAAGGAAGCUAUCUUCAGAUGCCUUGUAUGUGGAUAUUACACUGAUCCCAUUGUUGUAGAUCGAGGGCGAAUUAAUGAGCCUACUGUGUGUGGGAAGCUGGAGUGUCUUUCCAAGAACUCCAUGACGCUGGUUCACAAUCGGUGCAGGUUUGUUGAUAAGCAGAUUGUGAGGCUUCAAGAGACUCCAGAUGAGAUCCCUGAGGGGGGUACACCACAUACAGCAAGCUUGUUGAUGCAUGACAAGUUGGUGGAUGCUGGAAAACCAGGUGACAGAGUUGAGGUCACUGGGAUUUACAGGGCCAUGAGUGUCAGAGUUGGACCUGCACAGAGAACCGUGAAAUCUUUAUUUAAGACUUACAUUGAUUGUCUUCACUUAAAGAAAACCGAUAAAUCAAGACUGCAGGCGGAAGAUCCCAUUGAACUUGAUCAUGGAUCAAGUAGAAAUGAGGAAGAUGUCCCUAUUGACUAUGCAGACAAGGUGGAGCAAUUGAAAGAGCUGGCGAAGCAGCCUGACAUAUAUGAGAGGCUCACCAGGUCUCUGGCCCCAAAUAUAUGGGAAUUGGAUGAUGUAAAGAAAGGCCUUCUUUGCCAGCUUUUUGGCGGGAAUGCUUUGAAGUUGCCAUCUGGAGCUAGCUUCCGAGGUGACAUCAAUAUUCUUCUCGUUGGUGAUCCUGGAACCAGCAAAUCCCAGCUACUUCAAUACAUACACAAGCUAUCUCCUCGUGGUAUUUACACUAGUGGAAGAGGGAGUUCAGCUGUUGGCUUGACUGCCUAUGUUGCUAAAGAUCCUGAAACAGGAGAAACUGUUCUGGAAAGUGGAGCCCUGGUUUUAAGUGAUAGAGGCAUCUGCUGUAUUGAUGAAUUUGACAAGAUGUCUGAUAGUGCAAGGAGCAUGUUACACGAGGUAAUGGAGCAACAAACUGUUUCAAUAGCGAAGGCAGGGAUUAUUGCUUCACUUAGUGCAAGGACUUCAGUGCUUGCUUGUGCAAAUCCAAUUGGUUCACGCUAUAAUGCUCGAUUGUCCGUGAUUGACAACAUACAUCUCCCUCCUACUUUAUUGUCCAGGUUUGAUUUGAUUUACCUGAUCCUUGACAAGGCAGAUGAACAUACAGAUAGGCGCCUUGCUAAGCAUAUCGUCGCAUUACAUUUUGAGAAUCCUGAGAGUAUAGAGCAAAAUGUGGUAGACCUUCCUACUUUAACUGCAUAUGUGAGCUAUGCCCGAAAGAAUAUUCAUCCAAAAUUAUCUGAUGAAGCUGCUGAAGAGUUGACAAGAGGUUAUGUUGAGAUGAGGAAAAGAGGAAACUUCCCAGGCAGUAGUAAAAAGGUGAUAACAGCAACACCCAGGCAAAUUGAGAGUUUGAUACGCCUUAGUGAAGCCUUGGCUCGGAUUCGCUUCUCAGAAUGGGUAGAAAAACAAGAUGUAAUGGAGGCAUUCCGACUUCUGGAAGUUGCUAUGCAGCAGUCAGCAACAGAUCACUCCACUGGAACCAUUGAUAUGGAUCUCAUUACGACUGGAAUUUCUGCGAGUGAGAGGAUGCGACGGGAAAAUUUGUUGUCUGCAACUCGCAACAUAAUUAUGGAAAAGAUGCAACUUGGGGGUCCUUCAACUCGCAUGAUGGAGUUACUGGAAGACGUAAAGAAGCAAAUCUCUGGUGGUGAAGUCCUCCUUAAUGAUCUACGGAAUGCACUGGCUACUCUUGCAAGCGAGGGUUUUGUACAUGUUCGUGGUGAUAGUGUAAAGAGAAUAUGAUGAGAGGUUGAUGAACAUAAUGCUUCAGUUAUCAUUAUAACUUAACCAGAUUCCUGAGACAGCUGUGGAGAAGAUGCUGCUACUGGAAAUUUUUUUUGCACUAAAUCAAACCAGAAUGUAAUGUUCAAGUCUUGUUUGGCUUGGGCUAGUUGUGUAUACUAUUUUAGUCCAUCCUUAAGAUAUCAUGCAACCUGUAAAUUCCUGUUUGAAGUGACUUUAUUUUGAUGUGUUCUACAUCAUUUUUUAUGUGAUAUUUAACAAAGCUUUUUUAGUGCUA
Messenger RNA from Malania oleifera, 2869 nucleotides. Its product is annotated as DNA replication licensing factor MCM4. Lineage: Eukaryota; Viridiplantae; Streptophyta; Magnoliopsida; Santalales; Ximeniaceae. Gene Ontology annotation, molecular function: single-stranded DNA helicase activity; single-stranded DNA binding; ATP binding. The transcript has 18 exons. Gene Ontology annotation, cellular component: MCM complex; nucleus. The record is from RefSeq and is a predicted model, not a curated record. Gene Ontology annotation, biological process: double-strand break repair via break-induced replication; mitotic DNA replication initiation; DNA strand elongation involved in DNA replication. The coding region runs from base 103 to 2592 and encodes 829 amino acids.